AUGGAAGAAAACAAAUUAGAUGCAUUAAUUUGGGUUAGUUAUGCUCCCGGGAACAGUAGAUAUAAUCCAAUUGAAAGAAUGUUUUCGCAUUUGUCAGAUUUAUUAGCAAAUGUAAUUAUUGACCUUGAUCCGUCAUUCUUAACAAUCGAUCGUCAAUUAGAUUCAGUAUUAGUUGAUUUAACAAAAUAUUGGCAUAAUAAAACAUAUGAUAAAUUUAAGAUUGAUUGUAGACCUGUAUUUUCUGUUAAUGGUAAUGCAUUCGAUGGUCAUCAACAAUUGAAGGAUAAAUUAAUGAAAAAUUCUAUGAAACACGUAAUGAGUGAAGAAAAUAGAAAUAUACGAUUUACUCUUCAGUUAUACCUCCGCCAUUGUGUUCGAUCGUCAUAUUAUGUAUCAUUCAUCAAAUGCAAAGAUUCAACAUGUGUCCAUUGUACACGUCAUCCCGUGAAAGCAACGAAAGCAAUUGAACUUCUUAGAUCAAGUGGAGGUUAUUUACCAUGGCCACAAAUGACAUUCAGACAAACAAAACAAUGUCCAAAGUGUCAAUUACCAUAUAUAUUUUCGUCGAAAGCUGAUGAAGAAAGGCAUAUGCUAUGGAUCCAUACGUCAAAUACAUUAUCAGCACGAAAACGUUCACCUUCUAUAAAAACAAAAUCCGUCUCAAAAUCGACGCAACGACCAUCUCGACAACGAAAAUAUUCUCCUGAAUAUUAG
Didymodactylos carnosus is the source of this 714-nucleotide messenger RNA. Lineage: Eukaryota; Metazoa; Rotifera; Eurotatoria; Philodinida; Philodinidae. The record is from the annotation of a GenBank genome assembly.